AUUCUCUCAGGACUGACAGAUCGUACGGAGCUGCAGGUCCCCCUGUUUGUGUUGUUCCUACUGAUUUAUGUUGUCACCCUGGUAGGUAAUGGGGGGAUGAUCUUAUUAAUCAUGAUUGAUCCCCGACUCCACACCCCCAUGUACUUUUUCCUCGGUAAUUUGUCUUUCUGUGAUUUCUGCUAUUCCACAGUAAUUUCCCCCAAGAUGCUGCUGGAUUUCUUAGCCGAGAGGAAAAGCAUUUUUCGCACUUCCUGUGCUGUGCAAAUGUAUCUCAGUGGCUUAUUUUCGAAUGGUCAGUGUCUUUUGCUAGUUGUGAUGGCCUAUGACCGUUAUGUGGCCAUCUGUAACCCGCUGCUUUAUACGGUCACGAUAUCCAGGCAGCGCUGUGACCAGCUAGUGGCUGGGGUGUGCGCUGUGGGGUUGGUGGAUGCAAUGAUAGUAACGUGUUGUACCUUCCGCCUCUCAUUCUGCCGCUCCAACAUCAUCAGGCAUUUCUUCUGUGAAAUGGCCCCACUGCUGGCACUCUCCUGCUCUGACACCCGCAUCAGUGACAUUGUGCUGUUGGCUUCCACGUGUUACAUUCUAAUACUCAGUGUUGUGAUCAUUCUCCUCUCCUAUGUCUGCAUCAUCUCCACCAUCUUACGGAUCCGCUCUGCCGAGGGUCGGUGCAAAGCCUUCUCCACCUGUGCUUGCCACUUGAUCACAGUGGGAAUAUUCUAUUUCACUCUCCUUUUCAUGUAUUUCCAAACAACCUACAGCUCUUCCACAGACACCGACAAAAUUGCCUCCGUGUUUUACUCACUGGUGAUCCCCAUGUUGAACCCCCUCAUCUACAGCCUGAGGAACAGGGAGGUGAAGGAUGCCCUGAGGAAAGCCAUGAAGAAACUCCUAACUAGUCCCUGAAACUGUUCAUCUUUGGGCUGGUUGAAUGAUGGGGAGUGGAAACAGUUGAAUUCAGUUCCCCGCCCAGAGCGAUAUAAUUUCAC
This is a messenger RNA of Pelodiscus sinensis (Chinese soft-shelled turtle), 986 nucleotides long. NCBI's taxonomy places the organism in Eukaryota, Metazoa, Chordata, Testudines, Trionychidae. The record is from RefSeq and is a predicted model, not a curated record.